AUGAAAUCUAGAUUAUUUUGGAUAUUUGCAAUUAUAUAUUCAUCGCUACAUCACAUAGGCUCCGGAUCGACCUCGACGACAUUGAAACGUCCCCGAGCUGGAGAUCCAUUUGAUACAUUUCCGAAAAACUUCUGGCAAGAGUUCUCAUCACCAUUUACAGACACGCCGGAAGAUGAGGAGCUCGAGGUUACGGAGACGACAACCCACGAGCCGUUUCCAUUCUUUGCCGAUCCGUAUACGACAAUCAAUAUAAGCACACAAUUGUCAUCGAAUGUCUAUCUGCAUUGUCGUGUGAAUGAUUUGCAGGGCAAGACGGUAUCAUGGAUGCGACGCAAGGGUGAAGACCUCACAUUGAUCACAUUUGGUCAGCAUACAUAUAGCGGGGACUCACGUUAUUCGCUGGAGUUUGAGGAGCCCAACGAUUGGAAGCUAUUGAUUCAAUAUGCCAAUGAACGGGACGAGGGUCCCUAUGAGUGUCAAGUCUCCUCACAUCCACCAUUGGUACUCUUAGUAUACCUAACUAUUAUUGUUCCUCAUGUGGAAAUUCUUGAUGAGCGAGGAUCGGCCACACCGGAGAAAUAUUACAAGGCUGGCAGCACCAUUGAGCUGCAGUGCGUCAUCUCAAAGAUUCCACAUCCAUCGUCAUAUAUCACCUGGCGUCAUGGCGUUCGUUUGCUCAACUACGACACCAGUCGAGGUGGCAUUAGUGUCAAGACGGACAUGCUGCCGGGCAGGGCAUUGAGUCGUCUAUAUAUUGCCAAUGCGAAUCGACAGGACACGGGAAAUUAUACCUGUAUGCUGGGAAAUGAGAUAACGGAAACUGUGGUAGUGCAUGUGCUGAAUGGUGAAGAACCAGCUGCAAUGCAACAUGCAAAUGGGACACGGUUUAUAUCGAGUCCCCUAACUAUGGUUGUGUUUUUUAUAGUCUUUGCGAUAGUGAAACCGUUUCAGCGAUGACAACAUUUUGAAUGACGUCAAACCGAAAAGGUUGAACUCUCAAAAACUUCAAAAUAUACUUAAAAUGUGGAAGGGGAAAAGUAUGAUGGGAAAAUGCAAAAGCCAAAAAAAAAAAAAAAAGCCAAAUCGGAAAAAAUCUUGUCCAGGAUUGCAUUUUCAACUUUUACUCUAAUCAUGGGUUGUUUAAAAAUACAUAGCAUAAAUGAAUACUAAAUGUAAGUUUAAGAAGAAAA
Drosophila innubila is the source of this 1190-nucleotide messenger RNA. RefSeq names its product peroxidasin (gene dpr14). NCBI's taxonomy places the organism in Eukaryota, Metazoa, Arthropoda, Insecta, Diptera, Drosophilidae. Bases 1 to 957 code for a protein of 318 amino acids. Gene Ontology annotation, biological process: synapse organization. The transcript is spliced from 5 exons. Gene Ontology annotation, cellular component: neuron projection membrane. The record is from RefSeq and is a predicted model, not a curated record.